AUGGACACCAUCGAUGCAAGUGACCCACAGCCGACUGCGCAGAUCCCGCUGCUCUCUGGCAACAGGCGCGCCCUCGUCACCGCGCUCCUGCAGGGGAAAUCCUACUACGAGCUGGGUCUGAUGUUCCAGGGCCUGGCCAGCGACGCGCAGGACAUCCCAGAAUACCUAUGGGGUUACAACGACGACUACGUCACGAAACUCGAGGAGAUGAGUGACCCGCGGUCGGAGAUAUGGCGAAUAUUCCAUACCAUCCCCAGGCAGGUUCUCGAGUCCUUGGUGCUCGGUACUUUCGCCCAUGACUUCAUGCGGAAGUCCGGCAGGCCCAGCCACUACCGAGACAUGAGAGAAUUCGGCGUGUACGCCGUCGCCAUCGCCGUCGCAGGGCGUGACGGCGCGUGGCUGAAGCCCCCAGAGCUGACCAAGCUGAUAGGAUAUCUCGAGGACUACAUUGACGCGUCGAUAGGUUAUUUCGACCGCGAUGGCGCCGCCCCGAGAGACAGACAGGAAAGCAGGGCCCGGGACUUUGUGAGCAAGGUUGACAACAUGUUUGGGCAGCACGCAAAGGAGGAGGGCCCUCGCUUCGUGGUGAGCAACGAUACCGACGUCCUCGAGGGCUGGCGUGCUCUUGUCAGCAGCCUGAAGCUCAGGAGGGACAGGAGCCUUGCCAUCGACCCGUCCGGCCGCAAGCCUCUCCUGCAGGGCCCACUGUACGCCGGAUGCUCUGCCAAGCUGCAGACCCGGUCAAAGGCCUACGACCCCCAGUCGGGGAAGAAAAGCAAGCUCGAGGGUGUAAACCGGGCGUAUGCCAUCGUGAUGUCCCUGAUGAUGUACAUGUCCAUCGAGCCGGUCCACGUCUGCCGGUGCGUCACUCGCCUGUGGAACAGGACGGACCUGCCCACCGACGAGAUCCUCGUGGCCGCCCUCGGCAACUCGUACAUCUCCCAGGACGGCUUCAACCGCAUCGUCUGUGGCGGCGAGUCUGGGAGGCCGAGGGCGAGGAGGAGGUCCAAGGCCAGGGCGGGAGGUAGGGCCGGCUCCAAGUCACCCAAGGCCCCCAAGACGCCGCCCGCCGCCCACGCUGUUGCCGGCGAGGAGCACGGGGAGGAGGGCGGCAGCCUCUUUGAUAACGAGGCUGAAGAGUACGUCAAGGGCCGAGAGAGGUACUUUUAUGACAACAUCUUUGCGUCUGUGGAAGAGCUUCGCAAGAGGCACGCAUUCGUGAGGGAGUUUUCGGGCCUGCAGCCGCUCUUUGACGCGCCGGGCGACAACACCGUCGAUAACCUCAUGGAGCUAGAGUGUGAGCUGGCUGAGGUACAAGAAACUGCCAAACAGAUCAAGCAUUACAUACAGCGGUAUGACAAGGCCGAGAAUGCCAUCAAUGAUCGUAUCACGCUCCUGCGGCAAGAUCUCGAGAUCACAGAGCUGGUGGCCAAGCUGCAGGCCUUGGUUGACUCAUAG
Diaporthe citri is the source of this 1458-nucleotide messenger RNA. RefSeq lists its product as uncharacterized. Lineage: Eukaryota; Fungi; Ascomycota; Sordariomycetes; Diaporthales; Diaporthaceae. The transcript has a single exon. The record is from RefSeq and is a predicted model, not a curated record. Bases 1 to 1458 code for a protein of 485 amino acids.